GGAGUGUGAACGUCUUUACUGCGGUGAGGUCUACUACGACGGCAUUGCCUUAGCGAAACCUCGAAGAACGGUUUUCUCGACUUGCUCGUCCGUCUACGUUUUGUGCUUCACUCGACAACCGGGACGAAACCUCAGGAAAAAUGAAGUCCCCAGACUCUGCAGUAGCGGGCCUCGCCCUAUGCGCUUUUCUCCAGCUGGCAGUCGGGGUCCUGACGACCUUCCCGGGCACCAACAGCGGUUCCAAAACCGUCUUCCCUUCAUCUUCGUCCUCCGGUCCGAGGCGAGACGUCGUGUCUGGAGCGACGCUGUCUCGCUUCUCCGAGGAAGAAGAGAUGUACGCUGACCACGAGCCUGCACCUUCCAUGAGUUCGGGCUCCACAGUCAACUUUCCGGACUCGAAGGCCUCAAAAACCGGCACCUCGUCUGCGUCAGGUACCAACAGCGGAGGAACUGGCCCGAGCGUCUCAUUCCCGAGCGGCGGCAGCCGAAGCGAGGAGCCAAUCACCUUCGUUCCUCGUGAGGGCAAAGCCAUUACGUUUCAGUCCUUCCCCGGAGGUCCUGGAGACCGGGCAGCCGCCAGUAUCAACGGUCUCCCACCCAUACACCAUGUCCCGUUCCCCGGAGGCUUCAACGGCCUACCAAAGGGUGCGUCGCAGGGACUACCCGACGCGAGAAGUAUCCUGAGUUCUCUCGUGGGACUCGGAGGCGCUAACGCCCUGCCCAUGUCUUUCGGCAACGUCAACGUUAGCGACAUCGCUGCAGCGACAAACAGGGUAGCCGACGAGCUCUCCAGGAGCCUUAGGAUGGACGUGCGCGCCGUUUCGAAGGCGCUCGCCGUUGGUGGUGCAGCGUUGGGUUCUCUAGUCUUCCUCGGCGGCAUGGCGGCCAUGAUGAUGUCCGGAUUGGGUUUCUUCAACUAUCCGGGGAUCUACGCGGCCUAUCCAUACAGCACGACGUACGGCGCGGCCUAUCCCAACCAGUACAGAUCGGCGAAGUCUCUCAAUGGCGGAGCUCAAGGAGACGCUAAGCGGCCCGUCAAUCCCAACCUCGUGCCAGCCAUCAAUGACCUUAUCGGCAAGCUGGCCAAGGCGACGCAAGACUUUGGCAUGCCUAAGUAAUCACAAUACACCUCCCGUGGCA
Rhipicephalus sanguineus (brown dog tick) is the source of this 1140-nucleotide messenger RNA. RefSeq lists its product as uncharacterized. Lineage: Eukaryota; Metazoa; Arthropoda; Arachnida; Ixodida; Ixodidae. The record is from RefSeq and is a predicted model, not a curated record. The transcript is spliced from 2 exons. Bases 141 to 1118 code for a protein of 325 amino acids.